Acaulospora colombiana is the source of this 3603-nucleotide messenger RNA. NCBI's taxonomy places the organism in Eukaryota, Fungi, Glomeromycota, Glomeromycetes, Diversisporales, Acaulosporaceae. The record is from the annotation of a GenBank genome assembly.
AUGACCAUGUUGAGUAAGGUUAACAACGAUGCGAUCAAUGAAAAUUUGAAGAAACGAUUUGAGAAUCAUGAGAUCUAUGUAUGUAAUUUUGUAAUUAUAAGGACUAAUGUCUCACGUUUAGUCGAGGUUGAAUUGACCUAUAUUGGGCAUGUGUUGAUAAGCGUGAAUCCUUUCAAGGAUCUAGGAAUAUAUACGGAUGAGAUUUUAAAGAGUUAUACCGGAAAGAACCGUCUUGAGAUCAUGCAAUAUAUUGCGACUGUGAGUGGUGGAAGGUCAUCUUCAAUUCAAGAGAUCAAAGAGAUGGUUUUGGCCACCAACCCUCUACUAGAAAGUUUUGGUUGUGCUAAGACUCUUAGGAAUAAUAACUCAAGUCGUCAUGGUAAAUAUUUGGAGAUCCAGUUCAACCUCAGUGGCGAACCAGUUGGUGCAGUGAUUACUAAUUAUUUGUUGGAAAAGGGUCGUGUUGUUGGCCAAAUCGAGAACGAGCGUAAUUUCCAUAUUUUCUAUCAAUUCACCAAAGCAGCAUCCGAUGAAUAUCGAGAACAAUUCGGUAUUCAGGGGCCCGAAAGUUACUUGUAUACCAGCAAGAGUCAAUGUUUAGAUGUAGACGGAAUCGAUGAUGCUAAAGAUUAUUCAGAUACUCUGGAUGCGAUGAAUGUCAUUGGCCUCACGGAAGCUGAGCAGUUUGAUAUUUUUAGGAUGUUGGCUAUAAUUUUAUGGUUAGGAAAUGUUGAAUUUGAAGAAGAUGAUAAUGGAAAUUCGGCCAUUAGCGAUGAGAGCGUCACGAAUUUUAUCGCUUACAUAAUGGAGGUUGACGAAGACGCGUUGAAAAAGGUUUUGACUAGUCGUAUGAUCGAGACAGCACGUGGUGGGCGUAGAGGUUCGGUGUACGAUGUCCCACUGAAUCUAGUUCAGGCCUCUGCCGUGCGAGACGCCCUUGCAAAAGCAAUUUAUAACAACCUGUUCGAAUGGAUUGUGGAUCGCGUAAACUCUGCUCUACGUUCUCGAACUGCUUCGUCUUAUGUUAUCGGUGUUCUUGACAUCUAUGGUUUUGAAAUCUUUGAGGAGAAUAGUUUUGAGCAAUUGUGUAUCAACUAUGUCAACGAGAAGCUUCAGCAAAUUUUCAUCGAGCUCACUCUCAAGACCGAACAAGAGGAGUAUGUCAGAGAGAAAAUUAAGUGGACGCCUAUUGAGUUCUUCAAUAACAAAAUCGUCUGCGAUCUUAUUGAAGAGAAACGUCCGCCAGGAAUCUUUGCUGCGUUGAAUGACGCGUGUGCCACUGCCCACGCGGAUUCGAGUGCUGCAGACAAUUCUUUUGUACAGAGACUUGGAUCCCUGAGCUCUAACCCUCAUUUCGAGUCAAGAGGAAGCAAGUUCUUGAUAAAGCAUUACGCAGGUGAUGUGUACUAUUCUAUACCCCAGAUGACCGACAAGAAUAAGGAUCAGCUGGUGAAAGAUUUGUUGGAGUUGAUAGCAGGCAGUGGCAAUCAAUUUUUGAAUAAGAUUUUCCCACAUCAGGUUGAUCGAGAUUCGAAGAAGCGACCCCCUACGGCUAGCGAUAAGAUCAAGUCGUCAGCAAACGCGCUGGUGAAUAAUCUUAUGCAGGCACAGCCAUCAUACAUACGUACCAUAAAACCCAAUCAAAACAAGAGUCCCACCGAAUACGAUCAGAAGAUGGUGCUGCAUCAAAUAAAGUAUCUUGGUUUGAACGAAAACAUCAGAGUCAGACGUGCGGGUUUCGCGUAUAGGCAGACGUUUGAAAAGUUUUUAGAAAGAUUUUAUUUGCUGUCAAAGAAGACGUCGUACGCGGGUGAAUGUAUUUGGCAGGGGGAUCCAAAAUCUGGUUCCGAACGUAUCUUAAAAGACUGCAAUAUCGCAUCCGAAGAAUGGCAGAUGGGAGUGACCAAAGUGUUCAUUCGCCAUCCCGAAACUAUUUGGGCGCUCGAACACCUACGGGACCGAUACUGGCACAACAUGGCUUUACGAAUACAACGCGCCUACCGAAACUACGUCAGGUACAAAAAUGAAUGUGCCAUUCGCAUACAAAGAUGCUGGAAGAAAAACAAAGAUCAGAUCAUUUACGUGCAAUUACGUGACUACGGCCAUCGAAUCUUGGAUGCACGUAAGGAGAGGCGAAGAUUUAGCUUAUUGAGCAUGAGAAAAUUUAUGGGUGACUAUUUAAAUGUUGGAACGGGCGGAGGUAGCGGAGAGGCUAUUAGAAAUGCCUCAAGUGAAACGGUGGCAUUCAGCAGUAAGAUUCGACUUUUGGUCCCGCGCCUUGGUCGAUCCAGCAAGCUGGAUGCACGAAUCUUGGUUUUGACAGAUAGCGCCAUAUAUAUUGUAGUUACGCGAAUCGAUAAGAAACUUUUAACGAUGGCCGUUGAAAGAACCAUACCUCUGGUGUCAAUAACAAAGGUCAGUCUAUCAAAUCUUCGAGAUGAUUGGGUAGUCAUUCACAUAAACAACCCAACAAAAGAGUCAGGAGACCAUCUAUUCUCGUGCUACUUUAAAACCGAGUUUUUGGUGCACCUAUUGCAACGCACGAAAGUUGAAGUCAACAUAACGUCAAACAUCGAAUACGCGAAAAAAAUUGGAAAAACAGCAAACAUUUCUUUUGCCAAGGAUGAAAAUGUCAAGAAAGACGACAUGUACAAGAGUCAUAAGGUGCUCGUGUCUACGGGCGAGCCGGCGAAUAGUUUGUCAGACCCUCCGUGUUCGAGAAAGGAAGCUCCGUCGAAGCCCAAAGCCGGUGGUGCCAGUAAAAAGAAUGUGAGAGCAAACGUAAAACCAGCAUCUAAGGGGGCACCAAUUGGUUCGGCAAAACCGAAAGCUCCUCAAACAUCUUCAGUUUCGAUACCUAGUUCCACGGAAAAUCUUUCCCGAAAGGUGUCGAUCACGAAUAAUCGUCCACCACCGCCACCCCCGUCGAGGAAUCCAACGUAUAAAGGAAUUUACGAUUUUGUAACGGAAGAUCCUGGUGAGUUGUCAUUCAGGAAAGACGAGAUCUUAGAGAUAACGGAGAAGGAUGAUAACGGGUGGUGGUUAGCGAAGAAAGACAACGAACAAGGGUGGGUACCUAGUAAUUAUUUGGAGGAGGUUAAGAUAGCCGCGCCGAAACCCGCUCCCAUUCCAGCAAAACGUAGACCACCUCCACCUCCGGCAUCAACCCAACAGCAAAAACCUCAAGGGAGGGUGGCUCCGUCCAAAAAUUCAAGGAAGGACGAAGAGGAUGAUGGCAACGGCGAAUCGACAAAUUAUGCCGGUGGUAAAGCGAGGGGUGGAUAUGGAAAUGAGAAAAGCGCACCGGUAUCAGUUUUUCCGGGAAUGGGAUCCGGAGGAUGGAAAGCUGCCUUGGAAGCUAAAAAGGCAGCCACAAAGGCGUCCGAAAACUUGAGUGUUGACGAAGAAACCGAACGCAAGUCCACGAGACGUACCUCAACCGAUGGUCGCAAACCAGUGCCAGCCUACUCCAGACCUAAUAUUCCACCUAAACCUUCAGCAUCUGGAGAUAGGCCUGCAGCUCCGCCAAGACCUGGAUCAAAGGUAAUUAUAUAUGCAUAUAAAUCCCGGGGCUCCACUCAGCACACAGCAAAGUCUUGCUGA